Molecule: messenger RNA, 2250 nt
Organism: Manis javanica (Malayan pangolin)
Lineage: Eukaryota; Metazoa; Chordata; Mammalia; Pholidota; Manidae
Gene: ZBTB48
Product: zinc finger and BTB domain containing 48
Biological process (GO): regulation of immune system process; negative regulation of transcription by RNA polymerase II; regulation of cytokine production
Cellular component (GO): nucleus; nucleoplasm
Molecular function (GO): protein binding; DNA-binding transcription repressor activity, RNA polymerase II-specific; RNA polymerase II cis-regulatory region sequence-specific DNA binding
Source: RefSeq, a predicted model, not a curated record
GCGACCGCGUCUUCGUACGGUCGCCCGGGCACGUACGGCCAGGGCGGUUGGUCGGUGGGGUUGUGGAGGCGACGCGGCCUGAGACUGGUGGGGCCUGCGCAGGACAGUCCCGGACAGACCAUGGAUGGCUCCUUCAUCCAGCACAGUGUGAGGGUUCUGCAGGAGCUCAACAAGCAGCGGGAGAAGGGCCAGUACUGCGACGCCACCCUGGACGUAGGGGGCUUGGUGUUCAAGGCGCACUGGAGCGUCCUUGCCUGCUGCAGCCACUUCUUCCAGAGCCUCUACGGGGAUGGCUCGGGGGGUAGUGUUGUCCUCCCUGCGGGCUUCGCGGAGAUCUUUGGCCUCCUGUUGGACUUUUUCUACACUGGUCACCUUGCCCUCACUUCAGGGAACUGGGAUCAGGUGCUCCUGGCAGCCAGGGAAUUGCGAGUACCAGAGGCUGUGGAGCUGUGCCAGAGCUUCAAGGCCAAAACCGCCGUGGGACAGGCACCAAGUGGCCAGAGUGGGCUGGGGAAACCUGCUCCCCAGGACGUGGACAACAACCUUAAGGAGCAGGCAGGCUUGGAGGAAGAGGAACUUUCAAGGACCCUGGGUCAGGCCCCUAGGGAUCAGGAGCCCAGUGGCAGUCCCAGCCCCCAGAGGCCCCAGCUUGGUCUCCCUGCUCAGAGCGCGAGCCCCUUCUUCCUCCGUGGGAAACUCAAGCAGGCCCUGAAGCUUUGUUCCCCAGAGGACAAGGAGCCUGAGGAUUGCAAAAUGCCCCCAAGGCCCUUCGAGGCUGAAGGUGCCCAGCUGCAGGGUGGGAGUAAUGAGUGGGAAGUGGUGGUUCAAGUUGAAGACGAUGGGGAUGGCGAUUAUGUUUCUGAGACUGAGACUGUGCCGGCCAGGAGGAAAUCAAACGUAGUCAGAAAGCCCUGUGCUGCCGAACCAGCCCUGAGCACAGGUGCCAUAGCAGCUGAGCCCACUGAGAACAGAAAAGGUCCAGCAGUGCCGGUUGAAUGCCCUACAUGUCAUAAAAAAUUCCUCAGCAAAUACUAUCUAAAAGUCCACAACAGAAAACACACCGGGGAGAAACCCUUUGAGUGCCCCAAAUGUGGCAAAUGUUACUUUCGGAAGGAGAACCUCCUGGAGCAUGAAGCCCGGAACUGCAUGAACCGCUCAGAACAGGUCUUCACGUGCUCUGUGUGCCAGGAGGCCUUCCGCCGGAGGAUGGAGCUGCGAGUGCACACGGUGUCCCACACAGGGGAGAUGCCCUACAAGUGUUCCUCCUGCUCCCAGCAGUUCAUGCAGAAGAAGGACUUGCAGAGCCACAUGAUCAAGCUGCACGGAGCCCCCAAGCCCCAUGCCUGUCCCACCUGUGCCAAGUGCUUCCUGUCCCGAACAGAACUCCAGCUGCACGAAGCUUUCAAGCACCGUGGGGAGAAGCUGUUUGUGUGUGAGGAGUGUGGGCACCGGGCCUCAAGCCGAAAUGGCCUGCAGAUGCACAUCAAGGCCAAGCACAGGAACGAGAGGCCGUACGUCUGUGAGUUCUGCAGCCAUGCCUUCACCCAGAAGGCCAACCUCAACAUGCACCUGCGCACGCACACCGGCGAGAAGCCCUUCCAGUGCCACCUCUGUGGCAAGACCUUCCGCACCCAAGCCAGCCUGGACAAGCACAACCGCACCCACACUGGCGAGAGGCCCUUCAGCUGUGAGUUCUGUGAGCAGCGCUUCACGGAGAAGGGGCCCUUGCUGAGGCAUGUGGCUAGCCGCCACCAGGAGGGCCGGCCUCACUUCUGCCAGAUCUGUGGGAAGACCUUCAAAGCGGUGGAGCAGCUCCGUGUGCACGUCAGAAGGCACAAGGGGGUUAGGAAGUUCGAGUGCACAGAAUGUGGCUACAAGUUCACCCGGCAGGCCCACCUGCGGAGGCACAUGGAGAUCCACGACCGGGUGGAGAACUACAAUCCGCGGCAGCGCAAACUCCGGAACCUGGUCAUUGAGGACGAGAAGAUGGUGGUGGUGGCGCUCCAGCCGCCUGCUGAGCUGGAGGUGGGCUCUGCCGAGGUCAUCGUAGAGUCCCUGGCCCAGGGCGGCCUGGCCUCCCAGCUCCCUGGCCAGAGACUGUGUGCGGAGGAGAGCUUUGCAAGCCCGGGUGUCAUGGAGCCCUCACUCAUCAUCACAGCUGCCAUCCCUGAGGACUGUGACACAUAGCCCACCCUGCCCACCACAGCUUCCUUGGCUCCAGCCCCCAGUAAACAUGGCUUUGGACUUGUU